GGGACGCGGCGGCGCGAGCUCAGGACGGGGCUUCUGGUCGGUCGGGACGCGACCCCCGGUGCAUCGUCGGCCCCUUGCGCGGAUAUGAGGCCCCGGCUUCCGGCGACCCCUGUUCCCCAGUGCUGGGUUCUUCGACGGCGGGAGGGGGCCUCCAGAUAUUGAAAGUAAAAAUAAGAGAGUGAGGAAGAGUAUUGGAUGUCUAAAUGUGCGUUUUAAAACAAGGUAUCCGGAAGACAGGCCAAAGAAGGAUACGUGAAGCCCUGGAGUGGAACUGGAGUUAAACUACUCCUCGAGCUUAUAUUCCACGCCCUAGCGACCAGCUCGACGUUUGACAUGCCAAAGCCGAGCUAUGCCUCAGUAGCCAAAACUUAUCCUUUGAGAAGUUGCUCCUUGCUUACUGCAGUUUAAAUUGCCUAUGGAAUGAACAUAAAAACAAUUCUUCUUUAACCAGAAGUCAAAGGGAAAUCUACUCUCAGGCUGCAUGUAUCUUUCAUUUGCUCAUACACACCGACAGUUUUAUGGAACAUCUCCGUGCCCAGGCACUAGAGGACAAGGAACAUCCAAGAUACCUGAUCCCGGAGCUUUGCAAGCAGUUUUACCAUUUGGGUUGGGUCACUGGAACUGGAGGAGGAAUUAGCUUGAAGCAUGGCAAUGAAAUCUACAUUGCUCCUUCUGGAGUGCAAAAGGAACGAAUUCAGCCUGAAGACAUGUUUGUUUGUGAUAUAAAUGAACAGGAUAUAAGUGGACCUCCGCCAUACAAGAAUCUAAAAAAAAGCCAGUGUACUCCUCUUUUCAUGAAUGCUUACAUGAUGAGAGGAGCGGGUGCAGUGAUUCACACCCACUCAAAAGCUGCUGUCAUGGCCACCCUUCUCUUUCCAGGACGGGAGUUUAAAAUUACUCAUCAAGAGAUGAUAAAAGGAAUAAGGAAAUGUACCUCAGGAGGGUGUUAUAGAUAUGAUGAUAUGUUAGUAGUACCCAUUAUUGAAAAUACACCUGAGGAGAAAGACCUCAAAGAACGAAUGGCUUGUGCAAUGAAUGAGUAUCCAGACUCCUGCGCGGUACUAGUCAGACGUCAUGGAGUCUACGUAUGGGGAGAAACAUGGGAGAAGGCUAAAACCAUGUGUGAGUGUUAUGACUAUUUGUUUGACAUUGCUGUAUCAAUGAAGAAAGUAGGACUAGAUCCUUCACAACUUCCAGCUGGAGAAAAUGGAAUUGUAUAAACCAAUAACAAGUUUAAUCAUAUACAGAGAUAAAGCUAGUCUUAAUUAUCAGUAAAAUGAAACAAUUUUUUUUAAUGAAUUGAAAAUUUCCAUGAAGUCUACUUCACUGUCAAUUUGUCACCAAAUACCACAGAUGCUCACCCUGAAUCUCUUCUGACAUUAAUGGUAUUUUGCUUAUAUUCUUGAAAUUUUAAAUGACAAUGCAGUGGAAUAAAAAUUUUGUAAUUAA
Choloepus didactylus (southern two-toed sloth) is the source of this 1449-nucleotide messenger RNA. It is a transcript of the gene APIP, whose product is annotated as APAF1 interacting protein. The record is from RefSeq and is a predicted model, not a curated record. NCBI's taxonomy places the organism in Eukaryota, Metazoa, Chordata, Mammalia, Pilosa, Megalonychidae. Gene Ontology annotation, molecular function: methylthioribulose 1-phosphate dehydratase activity; metal ion binding. The transcript is spliced from 7 exons. Bases 519 to 1220 code for a protein of 233 amino acids. Gene Ontology annotation, cellular component: cytoplasm.